AUGAAAAGAUCGGCCCCACCACCCGGCCGUUCUAUCUCACCACCGCCGGUGAAACGAAAAGUCCAGUCCAUAACUACCAACAAAGCGGUUGCGAGUUUCUUCAAACCUGCGUCGCAAAAGGAACCCGAGAAAUUGACAUGGCGGAAUGUCGAAAAGACCCUCAUCGUGGGUCGAUACGAUGCAUCCAAUGUCCCUCCUCACACUCGUACACUCCCCGUCAAGGUUGCUGCUUUCGACCUAGAUGAUACUCUCAUUGUCCCAAACACUGGGAACAAAUGGGCUCGGACGGCAACCAGCUGGAGAUGGUUGGAUCAAUCAAUCCCUGGUCGAUUGAGAUCACUUUAUUCUGAGGGUUACCUUGUUGUCAUUUUGAGUAACCAGGGAAAUAUCAGCUUGAAAGAUAAUCCGAAAUCCCUUCAAAAGGACACAGCGAGCCUUACCAACCUGAAAGCCCAAGUCACCGCCAUUUUCAGGCAGCUCGAUUUGCCAAUCAGCAUCUACGCGGCAACCGGCCAGGACCGCUAUCGAAAGCCUCGGACCGGUAUGUGGGAAGAAGUCCUCGAGAAUUAUGACCUGCAAGCAGCGGGUGCCGUCGAUUUGAGCAAUUCGUUCUAUGUUGGUGAUGCUGCAGGAAGAGCAAAGACAGAUAAACGACGAAAAGACCACUCAACCUCUGACAGGGACCUAGCGGCCAACAUAGGCAUAAAGUUCUACACGCCGGAAGAAUACUUUCUCAACGCCACUGCAGAAUCUUAUGAACACGUCUUCGAACCAGCGAAAUAUCUUGAAAGACAACAGUUCUCAGAACUUUCAUCCGCCAGCCUGGAAAAGACUACAGUAUCGGCUCCAUUCACCAAGAACAGCCCCCAAGAAUUGGUCAUCUUUUGUGGCUCACCAGGUGCUGGGAAGAGCACGUUCUAUUGGGACGUUCUGCAGCCAUUGGGAUACGAAAGAGUAAAUCAAGACAUCCUCAAGACGCGCGACAAGUGUAUCAGGAAGGCAAGAGAGUUUUUGGGUGCUGGUUUGUCCGUGGCUAUAGACAAUACCAAUGCGGACGUUGAGACCCGGUCGUACUGGGUCAGGCUGGCGCGAGAAUUCAAUGUGCCUAUCCGAUGUGUGCAUUUUACAGCCCCGACUCGUCUCGCUGAGCAUAAUGAUGCUGUCAGGGCCCUGAAUCCCAACACGAUGAACCCCGAGAAGCGAACCAUUCUUCCCGGAAUUGCGUUUGCUUCGUUCGUGAAGCGCCACCAGCCGCCCACUUUGGCCGAAGGCUUCCAAGAUAUCUACCAGGUCGAUUUCGAGUUCAAGGGCACCGAGGAGCAAAGGCAGCUGUGGUCGCGGUACUGGGUUUCCAAAUUCUCCACGUGA
Messenger RNA from Capronia epimyces CBS 606.96, 1368 nucleotides. RefSeq lists its product as uncharacterized. Lineage: Eukaryota; Fungi; Ascomycota; Eurotiomycetes; Chaetothyriales; Herpotrichiellaceae. Bases 1 to 1368 code for a protein of 455 amino acids. The transcript is spliced from 7 exons. Gene Ontology annotation, molecular function: polynucleotide 3'-phosphatase activity; ATP-dependent polydeoxyribonucleotide 5'-hydroxyl-kinase activity; double-stranded DNA binding. The record is from RefSeq and is a predicted model, not a curated record. Gene Ontology annotation, biological process: DNA repair.